GGCUUGGUAAAGGGACUGUGCUUUCCAUUCACCUCACCUGGGACGAUUGGCUGGAGAGAAAGAGGACGGUUCAGAGUGUAUGAAAACUGUUGACCCUGCUGGAUCCAAGUGAACGUCAACCCCAUCUCUCUCUCUCUCUCCAGCAGCCUCUGCAAGUUAAUACAUCAUCCAUUAACUCAAUACAGCGACAGUGAAGGGAUAAAAAGCCCCUCAGAUCAGGGAUCAGCCUCUUACCCACGAGUCUUGUUAGAGUCUUGUUAGAGUCUUGUCUCAGACAUGGGGAAAGGGUUCUACAUUAGCAAGACCUUGGCUGUUGUAGGCAUCUUGCUGGCAGCCGCCUCUAUAGCCACCAUCAUUGCCUUGGCGGUGGUCUACUCCGAUGAAAAAGCCAAGAACAUAGAGAGUGUGACACCCACGAAACCAUCCAGCACGGCACCCACGAAACCCUCCAGCACCACUUCACCUCCCCAGAACCCCUGGAACAGGGUCAGGCUACCGGACAGCUUGAAGCCACUAGAAUAUUCUGUAGAGCUCUGGCCUCGUUUGACACCUACAGAAGGCCUUUACACCUUCACUGGGAAGUCCGUCGUCAUCUUUGAGUGCGUGAAGGCGACCAACCUUAUUCUGAUUCACAGCAAAAAGCUGAACUUGACAGCUCCAGCGGAACUGUAUGGAUCUGCUGGCUCCACUCCACCAGCCAUUACUAAUAGCUGGAUGGAGAAAGCGACUGAGUUCCUGGUGAUCCAGCUUCAAAGCAACCUGGAAGCUGGGAAGACCUACUCGCUGUCCACCAAAUUUGUUGGAGAGCUGGCCGAUGACUUAGCUGGCUUCUAUAGGAGUGAAUACAUGGAGGAUGGAGUCAAGAAAAUUGUCGCCACCACGCAGAUGCAGGCCACAGAUGCAAGGAAAUCUUUCCCCUGCUUCGAUGAACCAGCCAUGAAAGCCCGUUUCAAUAUCACCCUGAUCCAUGAUCCCGAUCGUGUGGCCCUGUCAAACAGCCCCGUGCAGGCGACGACGCAGGAGAUUCUCAAAGGGAAGUUAAUGAACAUCACUACGUUUCAACCAACUGCAAAAAUGUCAACCUACCUGCUAGCGUUUAUAGUCUCUGACUUUAAGUUCAUAAAAAGCAUGUCAGACAACGUCUUGAUACGAAUCUGGGCUCGCCAAAAAGCCAUCAACGAGAGACAGGGAGACUAUGCAAUGAAUGUUACAGGGCCCAUCCUGAAGUACUUUGAAUCCUAUUACAAUACAACAUACCCCCUGCCGAAAUCAGACCAGAUAGCUCUACCAGACUUCAAUGCCGGGGCCAUGGAGAACUGGGGUCUGAUCACGUACCGCGAGACCGCUCUGCUGUAUGACCCACACAUCUCCUCCACCAGUAACAAGGAGAGGAUUGUGACUGUAAUCGCUCAUGAACUAGCCCACCAGUGGUUUGGAAACCUGGUGACAGUGCGCUGGUGGAACGAUCUGUGGCUGAAUGAAGGGUUCGCUUCCUACGUUGAAUAUCUUGGAGCUGAUUAUGCAGAGCCCAGCUGGAACAUUAAAGACCUGAUUGUGCUCAACGAUGUGCACAGGGUGUUUGCAGUGGACGCCCUCGCCUCCUCGCACCCUCUGAGCUCUCGGGAGGAUGAGAUCAACACCCCUGCAGAGAUCAGCGAGCUUUUCGACUCCAUCUCCUACAGCAAGGGAGCUUCAGUGUUGAGGAUGCUUUCUGAAUUCCUAACAGAAGACGUAUUUGUUGAGGGACUUCGAACGUACCUGAAAGAGUUCCAGUAUAGCAACACCGUGUACCAGGACCUCUGGGCUCACCUGCAGAUGGCAGUGGAAAGUUCGACGAUAGUUCUGCCACACAAAGUGGCAGACAUCAUGAACAGAUGGACACUUCAGAUGGGGUUCCCUGUUGUAACCAUCAACACCACGACCGGUCUCGUCACCCAGAAUCACUUUCUUGUGGACCCCGAUUCGGUCGUCAACAGGACCUCACCAUUCAACUACAUCUGGUAUGUCCCAAUUAGCUGGACGAAGUUAGGAAAUGCACAACCUCAGUACUGGCUGGACAAAACCACAGACACUAAUGCUAACAUGAAGACCGUUGGAGUUGAAUGGUUGCUGGCCAACAUCAAUUGCACCGGAUAUUUUAGGGUUAACUACGACAAAGAGAACUGGAACAGGCUUCUUCAUCAGAUGGAAACAAAUCAUAUUGUGAUCCCUGUCAUUAACAGAGCCCAGCUGAUUGACGAUGCCUUCAAUCUGGCCAGAGCAAGGUAUAUCCCGACCACACUGGCUCUGGACACCACCAAGUACCUCUCCAAAGACACAGAGUACAUGCCUUGGGAGUCGUCUAUAGACAAUCUGGGGUACUUCUCCCUCAUGUUCGAUCGCACUGAGGUGAAUGGACCCAUGCAGGCCUACCUCAGGAAGCAAGUGACCCCUCUGUUUGACUAUUAUGAAGUCAUCACUGCCAACUGGACAGUGCUACCCCCUGGACACACUGAACAGUACAACCAGAUCAAUGCUGUAAGUGUUGCCUGCAAGAACGGUGUGAAGAAGUGUCAAGAGCUGGCAUCCAGCCUCUACCAGGAAUGGAUGGACAACCCCAGUGUCAACCCGAUCCAGCCAAACCUGAGAACCAGCAUCUACUGCAGUGCCAUCUCCACAGGAGGGGCAGCUGAGUGGGACUUCGGCUGGGAGAUGUUCAAGAACGCCACUAUCGCUACCGAGGCUGACAAGCUGAGGUCAGCCCUGUCCUGCGCUACCCAACCCUGGAUCUUGAACAGGUAUCUGGAGUAUUCUCUGCAGGCAGACAAAAUCAGAAAGCAGGAUGCCACUUCAACUAUCGUCUACAUUGCCGGCAACGUCGUGGGCCAGUCACUGGCCUGGGACUUUAUUCGAUCUCAGUGGCAGACUAUCUACAACCAGUACGGCGGAGGCUCCUUCUCCUUUUCAAAUCUUAUAAACGGAGUGACGCAGAGGUUCUCCUCGGAGUUUGAGCUCAAACAGCUGGAGCAGUUCCAGAAGGAUAACGCCGAGGUUGGGUUCGGCUCGGGCACGCGGGCACUGGAACAGGCUUUAGAGAGGACCCGGGCCAACAUCAAGUGGCAGAGUGAAAACAAAGCCUCUGUGCUGGACUGGUUUAAGAGGGAAUCUCUUUAGCGAGAGAGAGAGAGAGAGAUUAAAGAGAACAUUUACCCUGUUAUCGUGCAGUUUACUACACUCUUCCUGUGCUUUCGCUAAGCACUUGCUGUGCUUCACAACAAUUCCCAUUGAUUUACCCAUGCUUUUCUAUACUUUCACUGACUUUGCAAUGGAUUUACUGCAGUAACCUUUUAUAAGUGAUGAAGAAUGACAGAAAGAAAGAAAGAAAGAAAGAAAGAAAGAAAGAAAGAAAGAAAGAAAGAAAGAAAGAAAGAAAGAAAGAAAGAAAGAAAGAUGGUCUUUAUUAAUCUGUGAAAUAUUUUUCAUAACCCACUCCAAGCUUCCCCACAAACAGCCUGGAAACCUUCCCCUCACAGGGCUGCUGUUGGGCUCCCUGCUCUGUCUGCACCUGAUGCAGGCUGCAGUAGCUGCUGGCUCCCUGCUCUGUCUGCACCUGAUGCAGGCUGCAGUAGCUGCUGGCUCCCUGCUCUGUUUGCACCUGAUGCAGGCUGCAGUAGCUGCUGGCUUCCCAGCGGCAAUGCUGGAUAGUUCCCUCCCCAGCUUAUUUCUGCAUGCUUUCUAAUGCACAAUGAACAAUAUUAAAACGGAGUCCUGUACCGGCA
This is a messenger RNA of Polyodon spathula (Mississippi paddlefish), 3758 nucleotides long. Its product is annotated as aminopeptidase Ey-like. Bases 277 to 3153 code for a protein of 958 amino acids. The transcript is spliced from 20 exons. Gene Ontology annotation, biological process: proteolysis; peptide catabolic process. Gene Ontology annotation, molecular function: zinc ion binding; metalloaminopeptidase activity; peptide binding. Gene Ontology annotation, cellular component: cytoplasm. NCBI's taxonomy places the organism in Eukaryota, Metazoa, Chordata, Actinopteri, Acipenseriformes, Polyodontidae. The record is from RefSeq and is a predicted model, not a curated record.